Molecule: messenger RNA, 1873 nt
Organism: Argiope bruennichi
Lineage: Eukaryota; Metazoa; Arthropoda; Arachnida; Araneae; Araneidae
Gene: Rad17
Product: cell cycle checkpoint protein RAD17-like
Exons: 16
Coding region: 141-1793 (550 amino acids)
Biological process (GO): DNA damage checkpoint signaling; DNA repair; mitotic DNA replication checkpoint signaling
Molecular function (GO): chromatin binding; ATP hydrolysis activity
Source: RefSeq, a predicted model, not a curated record
ACAGCCGGUCAGUUUGAGUUUUGAAAUUAAUACUUUAGUAAAACUUUCUAUCAUAACAUAAUUUCCCAUAUGAUUUAAUAUUAUUAUUUUUAUUGUUUCCAAAUAAAAUUAUCUUUCUUUGUCAAGAAGGUAGUCUUUGAAUGGCCAAGAAAGGUGUAUCGUUGAAAAGAAAACAUUCCAACUUUUUUAACGAAAAGAAACGUUCUUCAAAAGAGUUUAUUCCAUGGAUUGAAGAAUUUGCGCCUUUAACUAUUCAAGAUCUUGCAGUUCACAAAAAGAAGAUAUCAGAAGUUCAGUCAUGGUUUCAAAAUUUCUUUUCUUUUAGUGGACAAGGAAAAAUAUCUCCUAUUCUGUUACUUACUGGACCUCCUGGAGUUGGGAAGACUGCUACUGUGAAAGCUGUAUGCCAAUCUCUGAAUGCUGAAUUGUUUAUAUGGUCUAAUACGCAUCAAGAAAAGCAGUGGAGAUCUCGUGAUGAAGAAUUUAUCAAAAUCAAGAAUGAUUUUAUGGAAGGAGAAACUCAGACUGCAUCUUUUAACAGAUUUCUCCUUCAUUCUGCAAAGUACUCCCUAUAUUCUAAUUGUAAAAGAGUUAUCUUAGUUGAGGAAUUCCCAAAUGCACUUAUUCGGAACCCUGGUGAAUUUCAUUUGAUUAUGAAGAAAUUUUAUCUGAAUGGAAAAUAUCCUUCUGUAUUCAUAAUCAGUGAUAAUACAAAAGGUGAUAGUGAAGAAAAUCGGUUAUUUCCAAAGGAUCUACAAGCAUCUCUUAAAAUUACUAAUAUAAGCUUUAACCCAAUUGCACCAACUAUGCUGAUGAAAGUAUUAACUACAAUUAAUAAUUCUUCAAAGUUGGAUUCUGGUUGUGUAAAAUUGAACAAAUCUCAACUGGACAGUAUUGCAUCUGAUAGCAAUGGGGAUAUCAGAAAUGCAAUCAAUACCAUGCAAUUUUUGUGCAUGACUCAAUCUGCAAAACCUAAAUCAUCUCAUAAGAAUGAUGCUUCAUCCAAGACUAAAGAAUCAGAAGAGUGUAGCUCUAAAAGAGAUUCAUCACUUUUCUUGUUUCAUGCAUUAGGCAAAAUCUUGUACUGUAAACGAGAUCCUGCACUGAAAUCAGAAACUGAUAUAUUACCCGCUACUAUGAAAUCAUUAGAAAGGGAUCCUCUUAUCUCAAAUCCUGAAGAGGUUUAUGAAAAAACAUCCAUAUCAGCUGAUGCUUUUAUGCUAUUUCUUCAGGAGAAUUAUCUAUCAUUUGUAGAGGAUAUUAAAAUUGUUUCUGAAAGUUCAGCAUGGUUAAGUGAAGCUGAUGUAUUUUCGGCUUAUUGGAAUGGUCAAGAUACCUUAAAUGAUUAUGCUGUGUCUUUGGCAUCUCGUGGACUAAUGUUCAACAUGGUUUCUAAUAGUUUGGGUAGACGGUGGAGACCUCUACAUAAGCCCCAGUUUUAUGAAAAUAAUAAGAGAAAAAAUCAUUUGACAAAUACUUUGAAGCACACAUUUAAAGGAAAUAGCCUUAGUUUGCGAGAAGUUCAAAUUGAUCUAGUGCCUUUUAUUCCAAAACUUUACUCAAAGAGUUUUAAUACAAGCCAAAUAAAUUUAGCUAAAGAAAUAGGAGAAAUGAAUGUGAAAAAAAUCUCAAGACCAGUCUAUAAUGCUUUGGAUGAAAAAGAUUGUUUCCAGUUGGAUACAAAUGAAUUAGAAGAUAUUGUAACUGAUUCUCAGAUUGAGCAAAAAGGCCUUGAAAUUCCAGAUAUUCAAAUUUCUGAUGAAGAGAUAAUCAUAGAGGAAUAUGACUUUUAAAAGAACUUUUAUUCUUGUACAUUUCUCUUGUAUAUAAUUAUUGUCUAUUUUAUGUUCUGUGACAGAAAUUAAUGUUUCUA